GUAAACACCAGUAGGAGGGAGAACACGGAAAGCGCUGGCCACAGCACAGGUCAACUCACAGCGAAGGAGUGUGCUCAGUUGAAAGGCCUCUGUUGCCAGGCCAAUAAAACAGAAGCCUGCCCUGUGAGGUUUAUCCAGCUGCUGGAGCAGCCACUUGGGCUACCGUUUCUGGGUUCUGCGUGGUUUCCGCAGCACCCCCCGUCCCGCUAGUGGGUGCCUGAUGGCAUCACCAGAGCUGCUUGUGGAAAGAGACUCUGCGGACACCCGUCUGGACAUGCGCGUGGAGGAGGGCCACGGCGAGCUGCCGAACGGCGCUCCCUGUGCCGGCCACGGUGCCGCCGGUGAGGACGGAGGCAAGAGGAGCCAUCGGAAGUGCAUCAGGAAGCCACGAGACUACAUCAAGAUCUCCGUGCCCGACGGCCGGAGCAGCCAGCUGCCCCUGGAGUGGUGGAAGACCGGCAUCGCCUUCGUGUACGCCGUCUUCAACCUGGUCCUGACCACGGUCAUGAUCACGGUGGUGCACGAGAGAGUGCCGGACAAAGAGGAGAACCCACCCUUGCCUGACAAGUUCUUUGACUACAUUGACCGCGUCAAGUGGGCGUUUUCUGUGACGGAGAUCAAUGGGAUGGUCCUUGUAGGAAUCUGGUUUGUGCAGUGGCUCUUCCUCAGAUACAAGGCGAUAGUGGGCAGAAGAUACUUCUUUCUAAUGGGAACCCUGUACCUGUACCGCUGUAUCACCAUGUACAUAACCACCCUGCCCGUGCCCGGUAUGCACAUGACCUGCGCCCCCAAGCUGUACGGAGACUCCCAGGCCAAGGUGCACAGGAUCCUGCAGCUGAUCUCCGGGGGAGGCCUGUCCAUCACCGGCUCACACCUGAUGUGCGGGGACUUCCUGUACAGUGGACACACAGUCAUGCUCACCCUGACCUACCUGUUCAUUAAGGAGUACUCCCCGCGGAGCUUUUGGUGGUACCACCUGAUGUGCUGGCUUCUGAGCGCGGUGGGCGUGGUCUGCAUCCUGGUGGCCCACGAGCACUACAGUGUGGACGUGGUGGUGGCCUACUUCAUCACCUCCCGCCUGUUCUGGUGGUACCACACCAUGGCCAACGUGCAGACGCUGAGGGGCUGUCCGAACAACUACCUCACGAACACCUGGUGGAACCCCGUGUUUAACUUUUUCGAGAGGAACGUCCAGACCCAGGUGCCUUGCGUCUUCUGCUGGCCGAUCACCUGGCCCCCCGCCUGCUUCAAGAACUCCUGUAAGAAGUACUCCAUGGUGCAGAGCAUAAGAGAAGAAUGAGGAAGUUUGACUGCUCCCCUGCAGCAUUCACCAUCAGUGAUGCAAUUAGCACAAAACCUUAUCUGUGGCCCACAGGACUAACAGGGGCAGAAAGAGCCAUUGAAGCCCAUGCCAAAGACAGUGGAGAGAAAAAAAAGUGUCUGUUGUGUAUGAAGAAAACGCUGCCAGUCACAUCAGGCAAAAUUGACAGUUUUAUCAUUCUCACAAUGCCUAGGAUCCUCCAUCUGCUCCAUUUAUGUGUUCCAAAAUGAAAAGUGUACUGAGAGGUAAUCUUGAAAGAAUUUUCUUUAUUUAAAAUUAUCCGUUGUUACUGUAACUAAAAGUCUACCGCCUGUGUGAUUUUUGGAUAAUGUCCACGUGCUAACGCGGCUCACCGGGCAUUGCUCCAGUGGGCGUGUUGUUUUGGUCAAAGAACCACUCACGGAGCCUGGGACCUCCUCGACCUGAUGCAGAAUGCACUGCAUGGGUCAGAGGAGCGCAAUCUCGGUCUUUGGGAGCACUUUUUUUCCUGCCAUGCAGAGAGGCCAUUGCAUCUGCGGAGUUGAGGCAGCCGUGCACAACAUGCUGUGUGACAGGUCUCUAAACAGAGUCUGAUCAGAAACGCACCUCUGAUUCACCUUCACAGUUUCACACCUGCUCUUGCCAUUGCAAAAGCAUCCUGUUUACGCCAAGGCAGUGUUCGUAAGUGCUCUUCAGACAGAAAAAGUUAGAAAUUAAUCCACAGGUCUUCUGUGGAGUAGAGUUAGAUAUCUGAGGGUCUGUAGACCUGCUGUUAUUUUACGAAACUGAAGGAAUCAGAUUUUCACGUAUGAAAGUGUCUUUAUUUUGU
Molecule: messenger RNA, 2129 nt
Organism: Megalops cyprinoides (Indo-Pacific tarpon)
Lineage: Eukaryota; Metazoa; Chordata; Actinopteri; Elopiformes; Megalopidae
Gene: sgms2a
Product: sphingomyelin synthase 2a
Exons: 6
Coding region: 221-1300 (359 amino acids)
Biological process (GO): ceramide biosynthetic process; sphingomyelin biosynthetic process
Cellular component (GO): Golgi membrane; endoplasmic reticulum membrane
Molecular function (GO): ceramide cholinephosphotransferase activity; sphingomyelin synthase activity
Source: RefSeq, a predicted model, not a curated record